GAACAACAUUUGAAACAAAUCUUUCAGCACCAGACCAAAUUUGACGUUUCCAUUAUACAAUGGACUCAGUUAAUGUAAUCUCGAGGGAGAUCCCUUACCAACUACCAGCAACAGUAUUGGAAGCACUCAUGUGUUUAACCAAGUGGGCCGACGAAAAUUCCGUUGAACUUCGAUAUCUUGUGAGCAGCUCGAUACCAUACCGUAUUAUUGGAGACGCCAUUCGUUUACGCCAGAUUAUUAUCAAGUUGGUUAUAAAUGCUAUCAAGUUUGCGAAGCAGGGGGAAGUCAAAAUUACGGUUCAAAUCGCAAAGCAUGAUCCCGCUACUGCAGAAAAAGAAGCUCUAGAGGUUAUCGUCUCAGAUAACGGUAUUGGGAUUCAAAGGGGCGACCUUGAUUCAAUUUUUAAUACUUCCAAGCAAGAGAAUGGUUCAACAUAUCGGAAACAUAGCGGUUCAAGCCUCGGCCUAUCUUUCUAUAAAGACCUUGCAAGGCAAAUGGGAGGAGACAUCCGGGUGGAGAGUCGGUAUGGCAGGGGGACCUCGUUCUUCUUUACGAGCGUAUUGCGGCGCGCUGUCUCCGAUGAAAGCUCCAUCUUGAAGCAGCUCAAACCGUACAAUAACCACAGCAUACUCUUCAUUGAUCAAGGACGAACUGGGUACGAAAGGCAAAUCGCGUUGAUGUUGGAGGAACUUGGUUUUGUUCCAGUCACUGCUGACUCAGUCUCACACAUUGAGCAGCCACGAGAGGGGAUGUAUGAUGUUAUACUCGUCGACUCAAUAGCGUCUGCGAGAGAAGUUCGUUCGAUAGAUGCGUUCAAAACAGUUCCAAUCUUAUUGAUGGGAUCACCAGAUCCUUUCAGCCUCUCCCCGAUACAAAAUCUCCAAAUCGCCUCAUACAUGACAACACCUUGUCUGGCGAUUGAUUUUGGAUAUAAUAUACUUCAGCUUUUGGAACAACAAUUACCACCAGUUCCAACUGACAAUCUCUCCUCGUUGGCCAUCCUUCUAGCUGAAGACAAUACCGUUUAUCAGAAGCUUUUCAAAAAGGAUCUAGAAAAAUAUACUCAUGUCGUUACAAUGGUUGAAAACGGGCUCAAGGCUUUUGAGGCUGUUAGGGCGAACAAAUACGACAUUUUGCUAAUGGAUAUAAAAAUGCCAAUCAUGGACGGCUUUGAAGCUACAGUGAAGAUCAGAGAAUAUGAGCAGAGUCAAGGCCUUCGACGAAUCCCAAUAAUUGCUUUUACCCUCGGUACACAAGAAGAAGAGGAGAAGUGUUUAAAAACAGGGAUGGAUGAGUGCCUUUCUAAGCCGACUUUUAGAAGGCACUUAAUCAGGAUGGUUUCUAAAUAUGUACAAUACAAGGAUGUAGCCAGUUUGUCUUGAUUUAUUACUGUAAUUUGACAUAGUUGUAUUAGGGUUACUAUCUGUAUACACAGGGUUGUCGGAAUAACUUUAUAUGACUUUUAAGUUACAUAACUUAUUCUAGUGUAAAACCCCACUACGCCACCAGCAGUUUUAGAGCCUAAUUGUAUAUAAGAAUAGGAUAUAGAAGAACUCAUAUAUUAUAAUAUCAUAAGAUAGACAGACAAGAAUAGGGCUCUAAUAACUUUGCCA
Messenger RNA from Botrytis cinerea B05.10, 1613 nucleotides. RefSeq lists its product as hypothetical. The transcript has 2 exons. The coding region runs from base 60 to 1382 and encodes 440 amino acids. The record is from RefSeq and is a predicted model, not a curated record. NCBI's taxonomy places the organism in Eukaryota, Fungi, Ascomycota, Leotiomycetes, Helotiales, Sclerotiniaceae. Gene Ontology annotation, molecular function: protein histidine kinase activity. Gene Ontology annotation, biological process: phosphorelay signal transduction system; phosphorylation; cellular hyperosmotic response.